Messenger RNA from Caenorhabditis remanei, 246 nucleotides. RefSeq lists its product as uncharacterized. The transcript has 2 exons. Gene Ontology annotation, cellular component: extracellular region. Bases 1 to 246 code for a protein of 81 amino acids. The record is from RefSeq and is a predicted model, not a curated record. Gene Ontology annotation, molecular function: hormone activity. Lineage: Eukaryota; Metazoa; Nematoda; Chromadorea; Rhabditida; Rhabditidae.
AUGAAAUUUCUCGUUCUUUUUCUUCUUGUCACUUUCAAUUUCUUCUCUCAAUGUUCCAGCUAUCCAAACUCAUUCAGCGAUAAGAGCUGUGGAAAAACAAUAAUGGCUCGUUUCUGGUCAUUAUGCCCAUCUGGAACUGCCACAACUGAUCCCAGAUCUCUUUACUUUGCCACUUUGAUGUGUGGAGUUGGAUUCAGUGAUGAAGAGAUUCAAAGUAUGCUUUGUCCAGACAAUUCAAAUAAUUGA